Messenger RNA from Babesia sp. Xinjiang, 756 nucleotides. RefSeq names its product Solute carrier family 25 member 40. The coding region runs from base 1 to 756 and encodes 251 amino acids. The transcript has a single exon. The record is from RefSeq and is a predicted model, not a curated record. NCBI's taxonomy places the organism in Eukaryota, Apicomplexa, Aconoidasida, Piroplasmida, Babesiidae. Gene Ontology annotation, biological process: mitochondrial transmembrane transport.
AUGUGUGUCCCAACUGAUGUAGUGCGUAAUUAUUGGUACUUUAAUCCGGAACUUAAGGGUAUACGUGGUAAUGUGUCUACUAUUGGCGUUGCACGUCGCAUAUAUGCGACCCAUGGCGUGCGAUGUUUUUUUACGGGUUUCCACCUAACAGCGAUGAACGUUGUAGGGGGCCAGACUCUGUUCUUUUUGUCUUACGACAAACUGAAAGGCGAGGUUAGUUCGCCAUUGGCUAGCGUUUUGGGGCGCAUGGUAACUCUGCUGUCGAUGCAGCCGCUGGAGUGCCUACGGACGUUCAAGCAGGCAAACCUCGCCCACCGCACAGUGGAUUUUUUUAGCGGCACUCGAGGUCUGCAAAGUUUUCUGUCGCUUUAUAAGGGUUUGACCCCUACAGUGAUACGUGACGUCCCUUUUUCUGCAGUUCACUGGCCGUUGAACGACUGGUUGUACCGCCGUUUCAUUGCAUUCAACGGUCUAUCGGAAUGCGAUCUCUCCAAACCACAGAGGCUUGCACUCUCGUUGGUUACGGGAUCUAUAUCGUCUACAGCUGCUGCUGUGAUAUCUCAGCCAUUCGAUAUUGUGAAGACGACCAUACAGGCUAGCACGGAUCGCACUGUGAAAAUGACGGUGCGACGUGAGCUGAUUCGAUUUUUCGGCCAAUACGGGAUGAAGGGAUUUUCGAUUGGUCUCACUCCUCGUUUGAUCAAGAUCGUGCCUGGAUGCGCUAUUAUAUCUGGUUGCUAUCGUUACUUUAACUGA